AUGCUAUGGGACACCUGUGGUUGAUAAAUCGGUUUGGACAUUUGAUGAGGCACCCAAGCAACCCUACUCUGGGCCUCUCCAACAUGGUCACCCUUCGAAUAGAAAGACAUCGCAACAGAUCCGUUGAACUGCGCAGUUCGUUGAGAGCGCCAUGCCGCCAAUGCCGACCAUGUCAAGGGGUGGUGACACUUGGUCCGAGUUCUGGGUCUUGCAGGGUGUUUCAGCAAGGACGGGUUUCAAGCUGGCAACGUCACCUCUGAGCGUGGACCCGGGCGAUGUAAAGAAUAUGGAUAUACUCCGUACGGGCACAGUGAAUUCAAUCGGUUGCUGUCGGAGAUCUUUCACCUCAAACAAAUACAGUGAUAGAAGCCUAAACAAAGCCCGAAGAAGUCCGUCAUUGACCAAGAACGCGCUGAGUCCGGCGUCGAUCCUCAGCUUCGUGUCUCGAGCACGCCCUGAACGCCAAGCCGAAACACCAUGCACGAGUGCCAAGCAGCAACGACUGGCUCGGCGUGGCCCAGGAAGUUCGUGGGUGACCUUAUUAACCGCUCGUCCACAUCCAAGCUGCCUACUUCUCUCCAAGACGCACAAGAUAUGUCCGCAGUCCGCCCUCAACAAGCCAUUCCGUCAAGAGGGAAAGGCCCAGCCGUGGGCGUGCCCGGAUACCGGGCUACUUGCAAUGGGGGGUUUUCAUAUCAGCACAUCUUCGGCACAACCACAGCCAUCGAGCCCAUCUUCCCCCGGGAGGAGGACGACAGGCGACUGAAUUGCAAUUUGACAUCCGUGCUUUCUCAUGACGGAACCCGCGGCAAAGACAAGGCAGGUG
This is a messenger RNA of Chaetomium strumarium, 826 nucleotides long. RefSeq lists its product as uncharacterized. Lineage: Eukaryota; Fungi; Ascomycota; Sordariomycetes; Sordariales; Chaetomiaceae. The record is from RefSeq and is a predicted model, not a curated record. Bases 152 to 766 code for a protein of 204 amino acids. The transcript has a single exon.